Molecule: messenger RNA, 13411 nt
Organism: Alligator mississippiensis (American alligator)
Lineage: Eukaryota; Metazoa; Chordata; Crocodylia; Alligatoridae
Gene: PTPN9
Product: protein tyrosine phosphatase non-receptor type 9
Exons: 13
Coding region: 233-1987 (584 amino acids)
Biological process (GO): protein dephosphorylation
Molecular function (GO): protein tyrosine phosphatase activity
Source: RefSeq, a predicted model, not a curated record
GCCGCCGCCGCCGCUUGCGAGGCUCGGGGAGCGGCGGGGCCAUGCGGGCGGCGCGCUGUGGUCGCGGCCCGGGGCGCGCGCGGGCGGCUCCACGUGGGGACUCGGGUGGGCUCUAGCCGUGGCCGGAGCCGGAGCAGCAGCCGCAGCCGGCGGCGCCGGACGAGCGGGAGGCGGCGGCCGGGCCGGGCCGGGCAUGGGCAGCGCCGCGCCCCGCUGAGGCUGGGGGAGCGGGAUGGCCGCGGAGCUGAGCCCCGAGGAGGAGCAGGCCACCAAGCAGUUUCUGGAAGAGAUUAACAAGUGGACUGGACAGUACAAUGUGUCUCCGCUUUCCUGGAACGUUGCUGUCAAAUUUCUCAUGGCCCGGAAGUUUGAUGUCCUCAGAGCCAUUGAACUGUUUCACUCCUACAGGGAAACGAGGCUGAAGGAAGGAAUUGUGAAGCUGAAACCUCACGAGGAACCUCUGCGCUCUGAGCUGCUCAGCGGAAAGUUCACCAUCCUUAGUGUGCGGGACCCAUCUGGGGCUUCUAUUGCACUCUUCACUGCCAAGUUACACCAUCCCAAUAAAAGCGUCCAACACGUGGUGCUCCAGGCUCUGUUUUACCUGCUAGACAGAGCUGUAGAGAGCUUUGAAACCCAGAGGAAUGGCCUGGUGUUCAUCUAUGAUAUGGCUGGGUCCCAGUACACCAACUUUGAACUGGACCUCAGCAAGAAAAUCCUCAACCUGCUGAAGGGAGCCUUCCCAGCUCGCCUCAAAAAGGUGUUCAUCGUGGGAGCUCCUAUGUGGUUCCGAGUCCCAUACUCCAUCAUCAGCCUCCUGCUGAAAGAGAAGCUGCGGGAGAGGGUGCAGAUGGUGAAGAUGUCAGAGCUGAAGGAGCACCUACCCAGGGAGUGCCUCCCUGAAUACCUGGGUGGAUCCCUCAGGCUGGACCCUCUCAGCUGGAACUGUCGGUUCCUACCCCAGCAGAAUGGCCACCCAGACCCUCUGGAUGAGCUCAUCUUAGUGCCACUGGUUUCCCCCAAGGACAAUGGCUCAGUGCAUGUUCCAGGACCAAAGUCCGUGACUGUUCAGGAACUGAUGGACCAUGUGAACCGAAAGCAAAAACGGGGAAUCUAUGAGGAGUAUGAGGACAUCCGGCGUAGAAGCCCUGCAGGGACCUUCAUCUGCUCCUUGGCUCCGUAUAACCAGGAGAAAAAUCGAUAUGGUGAUGUGCCGUGCCUGGACCAAACCCGAGUGAAGCUGACCAAGCAGUUCAGUCGCCCGGAGCUGACAGACUACAUCAAUGCUAGCUUUAUGGAUGGCUACAAGCAAAGGAAUGCUUACAUUGGUACUCAAGGACCUCUGGAAAACACCUAUUGCGACUUCUGGCGCAUGGUUUGGGAGCAAAAUGUUCUGGUGAUUGUCAUGACAACCAGGCUGGAGGAGGGAAACAGGAAGAAGUGUGGCCAAUAUUGGCCCCUGGAGAAAGACUUCCGAGUGUGCUAUGGGACUCUCACUGUCACCAACCUUGGGGUGGAAAACCUGAAUCAUUACAAGAAAACCGUUCUGGAAAUCUAUAAUACCGAGAACAGAGAGCGGCGCCUGGUGUCUCAUUUCCAGUACUUGAGUUGGCCGGACUAUGGCGUCCCCUCAUCAGCUGCCACUCUCAUCGACUUCCUGGGAGCUGUGAAGCAGCAGCAGAGGGUUGCAGUCAGUGCCCUGGGGCCACGUUUCAAAGGUCACCCAGGAGGACCACCAAUAGUGGUCCACUGCAGUGCUGGCAUUGGCCGUACAGGUACGUUCUGCGCACUGGACAUCUGCCUCUCGCAGCUCCAGGACGUGGGCACACUGAACGUACACCAGACGGUGAUGCGGAUGAGAACGCAAAGAGCCUUCAGCAUCCAGACCCCUGAGCAGUACUAUUUCUGCUACACGUCCAUCAUCGAGCAUGCUCAGCGCGAGGGUCUGCUGCCCUCCAACCACACGCGAACAGGCCAGGAGAAGAGCUAAUCAGGACAAGGGGCCCCCACCCCUGAUGGCAAGGACUGGCUCUGUCAAUCACGAUCAGCCCACCUUCCUCAUGACUAGUCCAAAUUCAGCGGAGCCUUUGGGUUGCAACCAUCAGUGAUGCUGAGACAGACUCCUUUGUUGUAAGGCUCCCGUUGUUGACCUUUCUUUGGCUAGCUGGUUAUAACCUGUCUCAGAGUAGCCACUGACUAGCAGCUCAUGUUUCUAAAGUUUAGCACCUGCCAUUGAACUGUGCCUUAUUAAAACCAAAUCAUGGCUGCCACUUGCCAGGGGUAACUAGAGAGGAGUGGGAAGAGGAUUUACUUCUCACCUUGGUGUCUUUAUUUUUUUUUCCAUGGGACCACCUGAAAUGCCCAUAGAGAGGGCUUGACUUGAAUAUCCAUCCUAGAAACCAUUUCCAGUACCACCCUUGCCUAGGGUUUAGAAAAGGCAUGUACUUCAGUCUUACCUGCCACUAAGCGUGAGUGUCUGUAUGUAUGUGUGUAUAUAAUAUAUCCUUGAUGUGUUCGGGUCUAUCCUACAUACGUAUUAUAUAGAUACAUAUAUAUGAGCGCGCCUGUCUUUAGCAGCUCACAGGGCUCAGUCUUGUAAUGUUGUCUCACUGCUGUGAUCUCGAGUGACGAGUGAUAGCCUUGCAGUGGUAACAGUGCAACGAUGUUACUGGCUCUUUCCUUUCCUUUCACUCCUUGGACACAACUUUAGGGAUGCAGGCACUCACCAGGAACCAUGCACACUGGUGUACAGAGCAGGGUGCAUAUCAUACCAGCAUGUUCUUGUUGGACUGGUGCUGUGCAGGGAAUUAGCACUCCUGUGAGCUGGUGAGAUGCUGCCAGGGGCACAUGGCACAUCCUUCUUCCCAGAGGCUGUUAGGGAUUGCUUAACAUGACCUGUCUUGCUAUUGUGCAACUGCUCUCUCUUCCCCUUGCCUGUCUUGCUUUGGUUCAGAGGGGUGGGCCAGUUUUCCCAGGAGCAGGGCAUUGCAGAUUUCCCCGUGACAAAAGGAUGUUGCUGCCCUGGGACAGGCUCCCCCCUGCUUCCAGGGAGGCCAGUUGGUACGAAGUGCUGCAGGGCAGAGGGUGCAAGCUGCUGUCAGAACUACUGGGCUUUCCUUGAUGGCAGUAAUAUUCUGCAGUUGGAGUUUGUGCUUUUCUAGAGUCCCACCCGUCUCAGCCAUACUUCACCAGGGCGAGUGGUGGCAGCUCCUAGCGCCAAGCAAAAGCCAAAACCAUCUGAAGGUAGGGAAAUCAGAAACCUCAGAGUAGCUGGUGUCCCCUUCCUCCACACAGCACCCAGUCUGUCAGGGAUCAGUGCUGAGCCCAUGUCCCACCCCAGCCUUCUUAAGGUGCUGUUGGGAUCUCUAUCUAUCAUGCCCCCCUCUUCCCCGCCCCAGGAGGUGAGGCUGGCAGCUGAGUGGACCUCAGUAAUUUUAUACUGUAAUAAGCUCUUUAAAUGUGUAUAUUCUUAUUUUUACAAUCUUUUUUUGUUUUGUUUUGGGGGUUUUUUUGGUUUUGUAUUUAACAUGAACUUGAUCAGAGCCAGAAAUAACUAUAAAUGUUCCUAUUCGCUCUCGUAUGGUGAUGCAGUUUUUGUAUUGACAUAUAAAUACACCAACAGAUGACCAGUGCUCUUAGCUUCAUUGAAGUAGCAGUAUGGGAACAGAGGGAGGAGGUUGAGAAGGGGACUGUGGAUGACAACAGAAGGAGGAGGGGGGUUAAUGUCAUGGGCCCAAUGCCCCCAUUUAGACCAAAUACUGGCUUCGUCUCCAGUAGGCAAUGAUGUAAUUGGGAGUCAUAGAUUCAUAGAUGUUAGGGUCGGAAGGGACCUCAGUAGAUCAAGUCUGACCCCCUGCGUAGGCAGGAAAGAGUGCUGGGUCUAGAUGACCCCAGCUAGAUGCCUAUCUAACCUCCUCUAGCAGACUCCCAGGGUAGGGGAGAGCACCACCUCCCUUGGGAGCCCAUUCCAGACUUUGGCCACUCAAACUGUGAAGAAGUUCUUCCUGAUGUCUAGUCUAAAUCUGCUCUCUGCUACCUUAUGGCCAUUAUUUCUUGUGACCCCCAGGGGUGCCUUGGUGAGUAAAGCCUCACCAAUUCCCUUCUGUGCCCCCGUGAUGAACUUAUAGGCAGCCACAAGGUCGCCUCUCAACCUUCUCUUGCGGAGGCUGAAGAGGUCCAGGUGCCCUAGUCUCUUACAGGGCUUGGCCUGCAAGCCCUUAACCAUACGAGUGGCCCUUCUCUGGACCCUCUCCAGGUUAUCCACAUCCCUCUUGAAGUGCGGCACCAAAAUUGCACGCAGUACUCCAACUGUGGUCUGACCAGCGCCCGAUAGAGGGGAAGUAUCACCUCUUUGGUUCUGUUUGUCAUGCACCUGCUGAUGCACGAUAGUGCCAUUAGUUUUUCUGAUGACUUCGUCACACUGACGACUCAUGUUCAUCUUGGAGUCCACUAGGACUCCAAGAUCCCUUUCCGCUUCCGUGCCUCCAAGCAGAUCAUUUCCUAGGCAGUAGGUAUGCUUUCCAUUAGUUCAGUGGAGGCAGGAUCAGACUCUCAGGGGGUGCCAACUUAGAUGUUGGAGAGCUUUGGUCAGAGAAGAGCUUCUCAUUAGGCCUCAAACUGAAUGCAAGUGCUUCAUGCAUGGCUGUUCUGAUGUCAGUGAAGGAAAUGCAGGUAGCUCUUGUUGGUUAGAAGUGCAUUCAUUAUGCAUUGUUAGACUCUGCUUCUUGUGUGUGCAGUACUUGUGUGGAUGAUCCCUUGUAAGGCCCAUGGGUUGGGGCUACUGCCAACAAGAAACAAUCCCAGUUAAAUGAGUCUCCCCUCCCAAGUCCUGAAUUCUCUUUGUAUUAAGCAACCUUCCCUGAAGGAGUGGGUACAGACAGUCCACCUGGGAGCAGAGGGUGGGCUUUGUGUUUCAAGUAAGUUAGUGCUCCUUCCAGUAAUUGGUCAGUUAAAUUCUAGCACAUCUAUCUCCUCCCCCCCCCCCCCUCCCCCCCAAGAGAUGCAGGCAAGGCCCAUUGUCAUCUUCAAGCUUUGGAUAGAGGAUGGCUGGCAAAAAUAAUCUGUGCGUCUUGUGAAGGUUAAGUUUGCCGACUCACUCUGUAAUUUAAUACAAAAGCCUCAAUUAUGUGAUUAAUUACAGAUCGCUUCACAUGCUAAAUACCAGCAUGUGGCAGGAUUUAAAUUUGAUAGAGUACAUUGGGGGGAUCCUGGGCACUUGUUAUUUAAAUUGAGCUAGCGCCAGUAAAGGACUUUGGGAACAAAAUGUUAGGUGCCGAGGUAUCCAGCCCCCAUGAUGGAAUCGUUAACCCUGUGUUGAGUGCCCCAGCUCCCUGCGUGCUGGCUGGGAAAGAGAAGUACCAUAGAACAGAACCUCGGAUAGUCAGUGGGCUACUGCCUGGUAACAGGAAAUACUGAGGAUGGCAGGGGGAGGUGCACACACCCAGCCAUCUCCACAGCUUACGUGCCCAGCUCCGGGCUGCAGAGAAGUACCUCUGUCCACUUGGGAAUCCUGGACUGUCCUGAAGCCAGGCACCUGUGCCUGUUCUUCCAGUGAACCAAGCAGGGCUCCAUCUUUAAAGCACAAGUAAAGAAGUUGGGGAUGGCGCUGCCCUCCUUCUUCCAAAAAUAGCCUACUGGUUACAGCAGCUGCCCAGGAAGUGGGAGACUCAUUUCAAGUUCCCUGAGGAGAUACAGACCUUCAUCUCUCAUCACCUAGCAGGCUAGAGGCUGUUCUACAGCAGGCCCCUCUCCACCUGUCCUGCUGAUACUGUGCUGCUGUGCAGGCAAGAAAUCAAGAUGCCUUGGUCAGAGAGAGCAAACAAGGGGGGCGAGGGCAUGGCCCUGUGGUUUGUGGUGAAUGUACUAGGGUGGGAUGAGAGGGUAACUCCCUAGGGUCCACUCCCUGAACCAUUUCUUUGUUUAUAUCUGAGUUAGUGGCAGCUGCCACUGCAUUUUGUGAGGAUCUCGGUCCUUUUGGGGUGUGGAGGGCGUAUGCUGAAAAUGUCUGCUGGCGUGAUGCCAUCAGGAGGAUUAGGAAGAAGGACAUCUAUCUGGAUCCUGAUUAGACUUAGGUGUGUACUGGAGACCAAGCUGCUCUGUUCUGACAAGACUGGGGCAGUUCUGGACAGAGGCACAGUCUUACUGUCAGUAAGAGCUGUAGCUUCAGAGUUGGUAGCAGAUGAGCUGGGAUGUCAGAGGGGACACACUCAGAUUUAAGUGCCCGCUUUACUGCCAGAUUCCCUUCUAUGGAUCUGGCCUUUUAUUAGUAUCUGGAGGUCCCUACUCAAACUGGAAUUUUAUUGUCUUGGGUCCUAUCCAGAGUGCCCUGGAGAGCUCACAGCCUAAAGAUAAAAUGGAUGGGAAUGGACCGAGGCACAGAAAAGGGAGGUGCCAGGGUCAGAUCUUUAACCCCCCGCUCUCCCUAGAUCUGUGAACUGGCCCCUCUUUUUUUAAACUUUCCAUGUCAUUUCCAUGCACACAUUCCCUCCUUGAUGACCACCCAGGAGGUAAGUUCUCAUACCUGUCAUGUGAGAGCUCAUCCACAUAUUUUUGCUCAGAUUAUAAUGAAAAUAACUGGACAGGACUGAUGACACCAGCUCUCCUCAGUGCAAGUGUGCUUCUGUAUGCACAUAGAUACAAAUGCACAAAGAUGUAUUAAUGCUGUACUCACUUGCAUUGGGAAGUGUCAGCCAUGUCCCUUCAACCACUGAGUUCAGUGUCUGCUAUAACCACUUUGCUUGAUAUUUGUUAUUGCUUUUACUAACCUUAUUUAAAUGUAGGGGUAGUUGCAUGUAUAAGUAAAGUAUGUAUAUUUUAAUUCUCCCCACCCCACUUGCGAAGGUACUACAGACACUGAGAAUUCCUUUCACCAGCUUGUUGCCCCUCUAAGGUGUCCAACACCUGCUGUUUGCAAAUCUUGGUUCCUUUCUCCAAUCCUGAUCUGUAUAAAAAAGAACAAGGUGAAUGUUAGGUGCUCAGACCCUGCAGAGAGAUGUAGUGUUAUUCUGCAGCCCAAUAGCCAGACAAGGUGGAUCUCAUUAGAUUCAGCACAGCACAGUCCAAGUGUUGGCAGCAUCCUAGAGGCAGAGCGAACAAGAGGCAGGGACAGGGAAGAAUGGGAAGGAAUAAGUGCAAACAGUAAACAGCCUCAGGGACACUCAGUCUUGGGCUUGUGUCUGUCCCUUGGUUAUACCAAUACAGGCCAAGGCAGUAAUGCUGGGGCACUAUCCAGUGCAUGCUGUGAGGAGUCACUAAUCAAAGACAUUAGCAACUACAAAAUCCAUCCCAGAGAUCAGGGCCCUGUUGGGGGUAUGUACUAUGUGUAAUGCAUGGAGAUGGACAGCACUUGUCUUGAUGAGCCAGUAAGAUGAAACAAAUGAUCACCCAAGUCCCAGGCUAGCAUCCUAUCUAUUAGGCCUCACAACCUCCCUUGGGAAAGCUGUUAGUAAUUAAAAAAAAAAAAAAGUACCUUAAGUGAAAUCUUGGCCCUGCUGUUCAAUGGGAGUUUUGCUACUGAAGUGCUUGGAGCUGAGUCAAAACAAGAAACUUUUAAGCCCAUUUUUCCUUGCUGUGGUUGGUGCCACCUUCCCCAGGUGUGAUCAAAAAGGAAAGGGAGAACUCUCACUUCAGGCUGACUGACCAAGAUGAAGUCCAGUUCGUAAAUACAGCAUGAGUCUUGAGAUCCUCUUGAAUGAAGAAGGUGGAAGCAAGUGGUAGGGAAAACUUCACAGUUUUAAGGGCAUGGACAGGUGAUUGAUUACUUAGCCUAGUAGCACUUAUAUUUGUUUUGUAUGGCAGUGUCCACUGCACUGGCUGUUACCUCAGAGCAGCUGUAUGCAGUAGGCCUCACCGCUUGGUGGUGGUAAAGCCGAUCAGAUCGUAUUCGCGUUCAGUGAAAAGUUGUCUCAAGAUGGACACAGACAUUUAACUUGGUAUAACUCUCCUGCUUCCCAGCCCUGGACCCAGUAGCAUAACUAAGGUGUGUGAGCAAGCACUAACUUGUGGGCGGAGGGGGGAUGACAAAAAUAGCUUCCACCUUCUUAAUUCAACAUGCAACCACUGUCCUCUAUGUUGCUGUGGCCCAGGGCCCAGAACUGCCCAGCUAUGCCUUUGCCUAGAUGCUACAUUGCUGUUAAUACAGUAUUGGGUCCCAUUGCCCUAUCAGUAGCUCUGUUAUGGCUGUGCCUCCUACUAACAAGGUGCCCCAAUAAACUCUCAUGCAUGCCAGUGCCUCUCUCCAUACGAAUAGUCCUGCUAAGCUAAAACAAGACUACUCCCAUGUGGAAUGAUGCAUUUGUAGGACUGCAGGGUGGAGUGAGUCAGAAGUUUAUGUACAGGAAAAGCAUCCUGCUCAAGAGUUAGGCAAGGGUAGCCAUGUUAUCCUAUUACACAUGGAUGAGCCGCACCAAAGUGGCUAGCAAGUGUCAUCUGUACAGUCAGAGUUUUGUGCAGGAAACGUACCAUGGUGAGAGAAGUAUGCAAAGCCUGCAGGAAACUGACCACAGCCUGCAAGUUGAGACUUGGUGCCUGUACGUUCUUGUCAACCAAUUCUUCUCACCCAAAGUUGAAAAUGGAAACAUAACUGAAAAACCAACCCAGAGGAGGCUAUGUCAAUCUAUGAAUCACUGGCACAGAAUAGAUCCAUUUCUAAAGAGAUGUCCUACUUUGCUUAGGAAGAGGGAUACGCAAGACUCAAACUGGGCCUGAUUCUUCUAUUUCAAAAAGAAAAAAAAAAAAAAAGACUAAAAUGCUUGCAUUCACUGUAGAAGAAUUUGAAUGGCCAAGUCGUAAUGUACUACAGAGGCAUGUGUGCUUUGCUUUUUCCCAAGUUUCACAAUGCAGGAACAAGGGGACAUUCAACAAAAUUGAAAGAUGCCAAAUUCAAGUCUGCUCAAAGGAAAGUUGCUCACUUCAGCAUGUGAUUAAACUGUGGAACUCGCUGCCACGGGGUGUUAUUGAGACCAAGAAUUUAAUAGUGUUUUACAAGGGAGAGGUUUUUUAUAUGGAUUGCAAGAAUAUCCAUGGACAUAAUUAACAAUGACAACAAUUUUGGGACAGGAACUUAAAACUUCUGCUUUAGGGAUCAAGCCAACAUCUAGCUAUCUGCAGUCAGUGAGAGACUGAACAUAGGAUAUCCUACCUUCAUCUCUGCCAGCUCUAGGAUUCUCAUGCUUUCCUAUGAAACACCAGGUGCUGGUCAUGGUCUGAGGCAGGAAACUGCUUCCAUCGGACCCCAAGUCUGAGUCAGCCUGAUAAUUCCUAUUACUAGAGGGUGACAAACAGAUGCUGCAUUUGUCCUGGGAGAAACCAUACUUUAAACUCCCAAUGUGAACUGAUCAUAUUCCAGGUUGAUACUUUAACCCAGAUAGGCACCUCUAUUGUGAAUUAUAAGUGUACAGAUUUAAAAUAAACGAAAUAGAUCAAGCUAAGUGGACCAGAUUAUUUAUAUGAAUCCCCCUGGGUGUGGACAGAUACAACCUUAAGCAGUUUUAAAAGGGGGAAGAAGGUGAGAGUCCACUCAGGAGCAUCCCUCAGCUGAUCCAGUGUAAACGUUUUGUCUGUGUGCUUCUAACCCAGAAUGAAAUGGGUGGAACAUUAUCUUCAUUCAGCCUUCACUUGUCAUGGGAUAGAGUGGACAGAUGACUUAAUUCAUGCACAUUGGCUGUAAAGCAUUAUAAUUUUAAAGUGCUUUUAACGUUAUGUCACUCAGGCCUCCUCACUUAGAUUUGAUUGCAUACCAGUAGGAAAGAAAAGAAGAAUUCUUCACACACGUUAAAUGAAACUGGGAAAUUUAUUUUUCUCUCUCUCGGAUGUAAAAAACCUUACCCCUCCCUAUGUUCACAUUUUUUCCUUAAAAGCAUUGGCCCUUUAAAUUAUGCUCACUCUUACAUAGCAUUUGUCCAUUCAUGUCAAAGCACUUUGCAAAGUGGGUCAGCCCCAAUUUGAUUCCAUUUUUACCUGUGGGGAGACUAAGGAAAGCACUGCAGUAAUGAAGGUUGAAUCUGAACGGGUCAUCAUCAACUCCCACUUCUUUAAGGUAUACUUUGGGUUUCACAUACGCCUACUGCUACAGUCACAGGUGCUGUGUGUGUCAUUUCUGCAAAUGCUGCAUGUUUCCAAGCUGGCCUUUAAAGAGGCUGGGGAGAGCAACAGGGGGAGUUUGCCCAGGGAACAGUCACUGAUUGAGAGGAAUGACAUAUGUAGGGGGGAAAGGAUGUUUUCUGUAGGAAAGUAGCCCAUGUGGGUAUAUAGGUGUUUGGAUUAAAACUUUUCACCUCAAGGAGAGAAACAGGCCUGUAGGCUAGUGUAUGAGGCCCUGACUUUCUGAUACGCACAAGCAUGUCACUCAUGUUUGAUUUAUCCUUGUGCCAGACAUGUUGUAAAUUGGGUUCGAGCAUUUGCACUGAUAGGUGCAAAUCGGUGUGUACCUUGGGUGUGACACAUGUUCAAAAGUACUUGUGCAUGUUUGCAUACAUGCUUCUCAACAUAUAGGUGGUUUUCUACCUUUUUACAUAGAAGCACAGUUCCCAAGAAUGCCUGCAGGAGCUUUGCAAGCUAUAGGAGCUAUGGGCAGAAUAAGACCACUUGAAGAGGGUACUGCUGGGGGGACUCUGAGCCAAGGGACUAUGGAGACCUAUCAGUUCUCAUCCCACUGUGAUCGUGAAGCUCAAGUGUUCUUGAGUGCCAGUGAGUUGUGUGUGGCUCUGGGGGGGUGUUGAUACCACAAAGCUUUAGGUAUUGUGGUGGUUUCACAGGAAUGACUGGCUGUCAAUGGCUUGACCAGGGAUCACUACAAACCUAAUCCUCAGUCAGCAACAACCCCAUGUGCUGCAGCGAAGAUGGAGAGGAGCUAGGCACCAAGGCCCUGGCGGGGAAAAAAAUCCCUUCUUCCCUUCAGUUAAUUUCAAGAAUGUGUAACCUGGACCGUCCGAGAGCUUUCUCCUGCACAUCGUUGUUCUAUGGGCAACCCAUCAAAGCCUGCUCCUCUCCUCUGAGCCCCAGCCAGUGGGUGCUGGGGUAUGGCUCAUUCUAGCUGCUACGUGUGGAGCUCUGCCAUGGCUAUUUCUCUGCAGGGGAUGUCAGUGGACAUGGAAAUUGUCUGUGUCUCUGCUCCCCAUCUAAUGGAUCCCUCUUGCCAGUUGGAAGAAUCUGAGCAAAAUGGGGAGAAAGACAUUGAGUUUUUCUGUUGCAAACUGUUCUUUUUAACAAGGUCAGAAGGGAGCUCAGCAGAACAGCUUGUACAGCCAUUAGAAACAGGUGGGACAGCUGGUUCCAGAGUAGGACUCGCCCUCCUGUACUAUUCAUGUCCCUGAGAGCAGCUGCACGCCCUUUCUCUAGCUGGCCACAGCCCUUUCUAGCAGUCCACACCUUCUUAGGCAGUAAUGUGCCAGUCACUACUCCCUCUUCCAGGAACCAGCCCUGUUGCUAGUGAGAUGGAAAUGCUCCCAGCAUCCUUUGCUUCCUAUAAGUGGCCCUGAUGGUAGAAAGCAGAAACUGAGCAGCUCCUGGUUGUUACACCAGAGAUAACUCAGCACUUACUGUGUGGAUGACUCAUGAGUUAGUUGACUACCAACGCAGCAGGAAGUUUGGGCUUUCCUGGCCGUCAGACAAGAUGGUUGGAAGAAAUACUUCUCCAUCCACCAGCUGUAGGAUGGGUGCUGCUGAAUGCUGCAUAGGCAGGCUGCCUGGGGGACUAGCUGGCUCUCAAAAGGGGCAGCGGGAAAUCCAUGAGGGUCUGUUCUUCUCCACAUGGCAGUGGACAAACCCUCAUGAGCAGGGAUCCUGGUUUUCUCUGAUUUAAAAAAAAUACGCUAUUUUCAGUUAAAGGUAACCCCAAAUACACAUUUUUCUGUGAUUUAAACGAAACGUCACUAAUAUAUCGAUACUAGCAAAUUGCCCAUCAAGAAUGAUGGGAGGGGCAGGCAGGGAAGGAGCCCUGCAUCUGGCCCUGUGCCCCCCACCCCCACUGCUCCAUGUCUCGCCCCACGACCCCCCCACCCCCACUGCUCCGCAUCUAGCCCUGCUUCCCCUCCCGCCCCGCCGCUCUGUGUCCAGUCCUGCUCCCCCCCUACCACUCUGUGUCCAGCCCUACUACCCACCCCCACCAUUUCGAGUCUGACCCCCAACAUCCCCCUUCCUCCUCCCUCCCUGUCUGCUGCCUCCCCCUCCCUGCCAGGUGGCGGGGGGGUGGCACUGCUACCAUGAUCCCUCCCUUUGCCAUCAGGCAGGGAGACAGAGAGAAGCCCCACUGUUUGGGUGGCCAGGGCAUGUUCACUGCUGCCACAAACUUCCCCAGCAGCAGAGCAAAGUUGGGGCCACGCAGCCUAGGCCUGUAAAGCUAAUUUCCGCCCACCCUCUCAGCAGCACUUGUACUGUUGGCCAAAAGCAUUACAAACAGACAGACACACAGACAGGUAGACUAAGCCCUUAUAUAUAUGUAGCGGUGUUUCAUUUUAAUCAUGGAAAAAUGUGGAUUUGGGGUUACUUUUUUUAACUGAAAACUCAGGAUUUUUUUUAAAUCUGAGAAAACCAAGAUCCCUGCUUGUGAGUCAGUAGGCUUCUUGGAGCAGAAAAGAGGUAGUGCUGGCUGAGUCGGAAGUCUGCCCUAAGGCAAAAGUGUCCAGCUUCUGCAGGUAGAACUGGGACCACAUAGUACCAUCUCUUAGCCAUCAUGCAGCCUCUGGGUUGCUGUAGUGCAUCAGGGCUGCUGAGAUGGCUGGCAACUUGGGAAGUUCCUCCCAGUCUGGAAGCCUCAUCAGCAUUACAGCCAAGGUGCCAAUACCAGGGUGAUCAGAUACACAGUUCUCAUGUUACUAUCUCUGCUGGAUUUGAGGGGAAAACUCCACAGAAGCUCAGAUCUGUGCAUUCCUAGCAGCUUUGCCAAGAGCUUGAGAAGGGUAGAAUUCUGUGCACUCGUGUUUAAAUAACACAAUUCAUGUCUGUCACCUGUAUGAAUGUAAAACUAUUGCAUUUGUAGAUUCAAUGUAUUCAGUAGCUCAGUGAAUGAUUCUUUUGAAAGCCAAGGCUUCCUAAGAUGUCAUGAUAUGUAUUAUCCAGCCUCUAAAUAGACUUGUCCUCCUAGUUAUGUCCAGCUAUGUGCUAACAAGUCUGCAAGACAGGGACUGAAAGGGAUCAGGAAAGUUGCAAGAGCUGGGAGGGGAUGGGAGGUUGGAAAGAGACACAGUUGACUUCUUUAAGAAUAUGAUCUUGUUUCUUGGUCCAUGUCUUACCAAGUAGGGGUUAUAGGCACAAGCCUACACACUGACGUCCAGUGAUAGGAAGUAACAGGUUGCAAUCAAAAAGACACGUGUGCCUGAUGCAAUGAGCAGAAUGGUGCGCUCCACAAUAAAUUAUUAUUCCACUUAUAACAUUGUACAUUUUGUUUUUAAUAAAACACCUUCCAUGGUUAAAUAUC